This is a messenger RNA of Fonsecaea erecta, 204 nucleotides long. RefSeq lists its product as hypothetical. NCBI's taxonomy places the organism in Eukaryota, Fungi, Ascomycota, Eurotiomycetes, Chaetothyriales, Herpotrichiellaceae. The transcript is spliced from 2 exons. The coding region runs from base 1 to 204 and encodes 67 amino acids. The record is from RefSeq and is a predicted model, not a curated record.
AUGGCCUUCCUCACCCUCACCUUUACAACUACCCUCACUCUUACAACCAUCACCCUCAGUCGACCCGACGCCACUUCGAAAUCCUCUCCGACAGCAUCCUCAAAAUGCUACGGCAAGCUUUCCGCCUUGGACAACGUAGCAUUGUUCAACAAGCUACACGUUGCAUAUCCCAAGCCCGCACUUUCCAGGUUUGCUUUCUGGUGA